ACCAUCUGAACUGAUAGUCAUGAACUCAUGGUUAGUAGUUCGAAUAACAUUUUUCGAUAUUAUGUCUAGGCCAACGAAACAGAUAUACCAAAGGUAAUAAAAUUAUCCGAAAAUUUUAAACAAUUUUAUUCAAAACAUGUAAUAUUAUCCAAGUUCAUCAAGAAUUACUUUCUUGUUGAAAGACAAAAGAUUAAGUAAAACUAUGAGGAAACCAGAAACUGACUUAACUUAUUAACUAACAGCCAUUAAAACAUCAUUCAAGGUGGUUUGGUUUCCUUGCUUCUGUUAAAUCAACAAACUAACCUUUACUUCAUUUUCACUUUACAUUUGUAUGGUUAAAUGUACAACUUAAAUAAAUGAAACAAAAAAUCAAAUUGUUAAUAACUGUAUUAUUGUCAUUCAAAAUUAUUUGUUACUAUGUUCAAUGGUCACUAUAUUAGCCUGAUUGCUCCACUUUUUUUAAUACUCGUUAGCUGUGAUCAAUUAAAUGAUCUAGAAGAUACGUUGAAAAGACUUACCAUCAAUGUUGGUCAAAUUGUAAAUCGAGUUAAAACUAGAACUGGAAUACGAAAUUUGAUCCACUGUAUUAGACCCAGAAAAAAGACAAUCAAUAAGGAAAUUGUGAUUAAUGCUUGCAAAGUGGAAUCGGCACUGAAUGCUCUUCGUUUAACAAUCGCUUCUGCACGGGAAUCCAAUAAUCCUGAAUUAAUAAAACUUGCAAAAGAACAAGCAGAGGAGCUUGAUGAUUUAAUCAACUUGAUUGAAGCAAUACUUAAUUUUUAAGCAUUUAUUAAACAAUAUAAUAUUUAAUGAAAAA
This is a messenger RNA of Tetranychus urticae (two-spotted spider mite), 817 nucleotides long. RefSeq lists its product as uncharacterized. Lineage: Eukaryota; Metazoa; Arthropoda; Arachnida; Trombidiformes; Tetranychidae. The record is from RefSeq and is a predicted model, not a curated record.